Molecule: messenger RNA, 5680 nt
Organism: Rhopilema esculentum
Lineage: Eukaryota; Metazoa; Cnidaria; Scyphozoa; Rhizostomeae; Rhizostomatidae
Source: RefSeq, a predicted model, not a curated record
AAAGCUCCUGCUAGGUUACAAUACCUUACUUUCCAUCACGGACCGAAUAUCUAAUGGUUUUAUUGCGCGGUAUAGAACCAAAACACUUAUGCUUUUAAAGAAACUAUCAAGGAGCAAUUAUUGUCAGAGGGGAAAUAAAGGCAGAUCUCAUGAAUCAGAGCUAUCAAGCACAUUAAAACGUGGUAAAAUUUGAAUACCUAAAAGCCAUCAAAAGCGAAGAAAAGUGUAGCUUCUUUUCAAGCAAGCAAAUCAGUUUGAUAAUGCCUGUAGUAGCUACUUGAAAUAACAUACGACCAUAAAACAAAUCUUUCAACAGUGUCAAUACCGUUAAGGACAUCUUUGAGGCUGCAUGGACCUGUAUGAGUAGCUAAACAGUUUGAUGCUAGUCUUGGUGAUAUUGUUUUGCCAAUGGUUGAAGAUAAAAAUAAAAGGGCGACAAUGUUUUUAUAUUGAUAAACUGUAAACAGUGAUGUUAUUGUACUGAUUUAUCGAGUGCUAUUGCGUAUUGUGUCCUUGUGACUGUCGAGAGUCGUGUGCUAUUUUGCUGCUAGCUCAACAAAACGAUAUUAUCUUAACAUUGUUGGGAUUUACUCUGGAUGAAGGCUUUUCCAUGCUAAGUUGGUGGCUGUGAACGAAAUUCAUUCAAAAUCCCAUUCAAAACGAAUUAACAUUUAAUGCCAUGACCCACAUGCAAACAAAAUUCACCGAAUUCGUCUCCGGAGCAGAAAGUCUAUGUUAGAAGAAAGGUUUGUGUCCUGCAUUGAUUCCAGUAUUAUUUGCAGAAUGGAAAACUUCUCAAUAGCUGUUCUAUCGCCUGAUACAAAAGGCCAAGACAUUAUUGGAGAGAUCAACUGUGCGCAACUUUCUGUGAAAGCUCCAGUUGUUGGCCAACUAACUCAAGUUCUCCUACAUCCAAAGCAGCAAACACAUACCGAAACAAUUGAAAUUUAUCACUGCACCAAGAUUAAAGAGCAACACAAAAGCAGAAAAAGCAUUUUGAAAAAACGAUUUAUAACAGAAAUACUGACUUAUAAUAAAAGUGAUAAAACUGUAUCUAAUCCUGUUAACAUUGCAAAUUAUUAAGUAAUAUUAAUCUUGUAGGCAGUAAGGUACCAAUAUCAUAUUUUCUUUAGUAUCAAUACCUCUAUUAGUUCCAUUUGUUGACAAGUUGUAAAUGCCUUAAUAUAACCUAUACGACUUUCUUGGCAUUUGCAAUGAAACAAGAUUAGAACUUAACUUUCACAAUGCUCCUUUAUUGACAAAGCAAUAAAUGUGUGAAUUUUCUGUAAAAGGUUUAAUCCAUUCGUCAAAACAUUUCAAAUUAAGCCUUCCAAUCUAAACUCCAAUCAACCAAAUAUUAUAAUUCAAAGCACUCGUAUUUUUUUGCAAGAAAGUUUUCUCAAAACCCCAGACAAACAAGGCACCGUGUAUGUAUAUUAUAAUUCACAUUAAACAAUUUUGCUAUUAAUUUGUGUUGCACUUGAGCCAUCCUCUAAAAACUGAGCCAUCCCCGCACAAAACCUAAGCGUGAGGAUGGCUAAGUUGUUAGAGGCGCUGACUACAGACCCAAGGGUCUGUGGUUCGAGUCCCUGGCAUGACCAAACUUAUGAUCUUUUUGUCAUAUACAGAACUUCUUUAAAGAGAAAAAUGUGUGAUGUCAGGCUAUCAUGCUUUCUUUGUCUUUGGUUUGUCCCCGAUUUGACACGAUUCAGCGCUGCGUGUUUUUUAAGUGUCACCUUAAUAUGACGUGCUUUCGAAAUGCCAGAUCUUAAAAUAUUUGUGAAGAUGAACUCCACACCUAACAUUACCACAACAGUAACAACAUGAUGUAUAGAUAUAUGUUUAAUUGUGAUAUGUGUGAGAGUUUAGGACUGCACCAAGGAUAAUGAUGACUGGUGCAGUUUUAUUGGCUGUGAUAAUAUUGGUGGAAGUGGGAUAGCAGGCAAAGGAUGAGUGCCCUAUCCAGCACUGGGGGCUAAAUUGGACAACAAUUAUGAUAAUUGUGGCUAUAUAUGAUGAACAUUUUGAUUAAAUAAAACAAAUGAUUGUUGUUUUUAGUGUCUGUGAAACUUUACUAAGGGAAGACCGUCCACACAUGUAGCAUUGAGAGAAUUGCUUAUUCAAUAUACCUCUACAGGUUUUUGAUAGUUGCAUCAAAUUUGUGUUUAUUCAAUUCUGUAGCACAGUAUGUACAUACAAGGUUCAAGGGUUUUGUACUAAGCUCGCUAAUUUUGUACAGCAGUAUUUAUACACGGUGGAUAACAAAUUAAUGGAAGUAUCAUGAUAUGUACCCUGGGUACAAGGCCACCCAAGGUACGUUAUAAGGAUUAUGAUGCUGUUUAGGUUGUGGAUUUUGAAUGUAUGUUUGCUCCAGUGCUAUUCCAGGGAUGUAACAAAGAAUGUAAAUCAUGCAGAGGUUGGUUUUCCCCUGCCAGUGACGACACAUCGAAAGCAACUGAAUGCGAGAUACCUAUAUAGCUAAUACCGUGCUCAAAGUAAGUUAACACUUUAAGAAUGGAGAUAAAAGAUGGAUUAAUUGAUUUAAAGUCUCCCAAGCGCAUCGAGAUAAACAUUAGAACGCUGGCCAACAUUUUGCUGAAAAUUCUUUGAAAUUGAGAUAUUUUGGUGAACAUCUGGUGAAGUAAUGGCAUAGAAAGAUUUUCAUUGGUCCAAGAGAAGAGAUAUGUUCUUGUUGCUGAGUGCCUUACAAAGGCUUGUAAACAGAGGAGAAGCAGAACAAGAAGAGCCAGAAGGAGAAGUUGCAGCUACAUGCAAUGAACAAGCUUCUCAACCAAUCCUCGCAAACAUUAAUAGGCAGCGCUCCGAAGAUGCAGUUAGCAAGGACGGGACAGCAAGCCAGUGCAGUGUACGAAGCAUCGGGGUUGAGAGUACAGGGUAUUUAUCUGAUGACGAAGGCGAUGAUGAUUAUAUACACAUCUUUAAUACUGAAUACUCAUUUAGUGACAGAGAGAGUGAUGAUGGUGACCGAGCUAGUUUUAGAAGCUUCCGUUGGAGCUCAAGCAAACAAAGUUUGACGUCACUGCUUGAAACUGUAUCAGAGGAAGCCCCGUUAGCUGAUGAGGCAUCAGAGAUAGUGGAGGAAGAAAAUGCCUCGCAGCAUCAGAGUGUUUUGCAUCUAGAACCUGAUAUCAAGGACAAAGACCUUGAGAUUCUUUACGCUUCUUCUGUCAAUGUUUCACAGGAAAAAACUUUUGAAUUCACUGAAUCCGAUGGAGAAUUUGUUCACUUGAGUAGACCAUCACAUCUGGAUGCCAGUUUAGGAAACGCCGAGGUGCAAACGUUCUCAUUAGAGACGACGGACACCUUGAGGAAUGAUAGAAAUAAUAAUGAUGUUGUCCAUGAAGAACACAAACUAAAUAUAGAGCCUAAAAAGCCUCAGUUUUUCAUCGAAAGUGAAUCUUAUUUUACGUGUCUUGAAAGUGAAGGCCUUUUCUUAGAAAGAGUUACAGAGUGCAAUGAAAAUGAAAUACCAGCAAGUUACAGGACUUGCACAAGAAGCAUAGAUAUAGCUCAGGAUCCUGUGGAGGAGGAUCCAUCUCUUGAGGUUAUUUUAAAAGAAGAAUCUGAAAACAAAGCAGAAGAAUGGAGAGCCACUUGUAAUGAGGAAACUUUGUCUUCCUUGGCUUCCUUCCACAGCUCUUCUUCGACUACAAACAAAAUGUUUUCUGCACGUGAAGAUUACUUACAGCCCGAGAGCCUUGAUAUGGAGCGCAAAUCAUCGAAAAGAUGUUGUCUUGAAGAAAAAGAGCAGAAAAUCCUACAUAUUCAUGACGAUUUCCAAAACCUUGAGAUAGUCACGGUAGAAGCUAGAAAAAACCAAUCCGAAUUGAGGAAGAAGCCUGAGGAGAAAUCGACAUUAGACGACAUAACAGCUAAACAUGAGGACUGCAAAGAGCACAAUAUCAAGAAGUUGGAGCAAGAUCAAGAAAGUCAAAAAGUAGAUAAAAAGAAUAAGCAUGACUGUGACAAUGACGGGAAUGUAGAUUAUGAGAGAGGCAAUGCUGAACAUGAAAAUACGACCAGCACAUGCUGUGUUGAAUCUCUUGAGGUGGUAGAGCUGUUGCCAAUCAUGCCUGAAAAGUAUGAAAUUGAGAGAAGAGAAGAAAAGACAACAAUUGGUCAGAAUGAAGGGCUACGUAAGAUUGAAAACAAGAGAGAAGAAGAACAGCUUGUUCGAGAAGAAUGCUUUAGUACAGAGGCCACGUAUGAUAAAAAUGAGAUCAGUGAACGAUAUACUCAAUUUGAACAAAAGAUGCAAACAAAUGAAGAUGAAAUAACUAAAAAGGAGGGAACCAAAGAAAGGGUUGAUUUAGGAGUUGAAGGAAAUCGAAAAGCUUUUGAUUUCUGUGAACUUCAAGAAGUUUCCCUUGAAAAAUUUGCUGCUAAUGAUAUGAUAGAUUCGAACGAAGUAAAAGAAGAUGUGCAUAAAAAAGACAAAACAAAAUCAGAAGAUCAAUGUACGAUGAUUGAAGUCGAUGAAUCUGAGCUAGAAAGUGGGAAUCUUGCUACACAUUCUAUUGUAGACAGACUAAGCAAAUUUGAUGACGAGAAAAUGCACAAUAUUUCUAAAGAAAGGAAGACAGAAGAGGCUUGCAAAGAAGGAGGUAAGAUAAUGGCAAAGAUCAGUGACAACAAAGAUUCAUCUCAAAUGGGUUUGGAUGAAGUUUGUGAGCUCCAGCCAAUAACGGUUGAAAAUAUCCAAGUUAUGAAAUAUGAUGAUUCAAACACUUCGCAACAAAAGAAAACAAUGAAACACUCUUUGCAACGAAAGAAAGAGGAAAAAGUUGAAGAAGAACGGUGCCUCGAGCUUCUAUUGCUGACUGAAAAAGAGGGAGCAAUGGCGGACAAGUUUUCUCAAUGCCGCAAAAAAAUUCCACAUGUUCAGGAAAGUAACAAGGACACAACAAAAUUUGAUGGUAAAAAAACAAAGAAAUUCGAGAAAAACAUUAGGAAGGAGGAAAAAGAAGAAACAAAUUUCGAACUGGAGAGUGAACCAACAGUUGAGGAUUAUCAAGCUGGUUUCAGGCUGGUUUCAGACAUGCAAGGUGAUGAAAGAGCAGAGAUCAAAAGACAGGAAUAUGAACCAAGUAAAGCAGAAGGAGCCAGAGCAGACAAAAAUAAUAUAAGGUAUGGUAAAGAAAACAGUGAAUUGUUUCAAGAAAGUCAAAUCGUGUUACAUGAAGUAUCAAGUGAUAAUAAUGCACAUAAUGAGUCACAGAAAAAUGAAAAUGAAUUGAAUCCCUGUGAAAAACAACAAAAGGAGGCAAUAUUUACUUCAAGGAAAGAGAAUAGGGUUGGAGGAAAAUACCUUGAGCUGACAAGAACUGAUGAGCUUACGGGAGAAAAUGUGACACAACAACAAAUUAGUUCAAAAGAAAUGGCACAUUUAUGCAAAGAUAUCGAAUAUUUGCAAAGUGAAGAUGACGUGACUAUUGAGAAAUAUAUUGAAGAGUGCUCAAACACACACGCUGACAAGGAUGGAAAGGAGAACGUAUUUGAGUCGAAUAAAGUAACUAAGCCAAUAGAAUACGAACACAGAUCAGUAACAAGUUUUCAGAAAGAAAAGAGCACGAAUGUAGUGGAAGAUCUAGAGUUUUGUCUCAACAAACAAAUGGAAAAAAUCCGGAUGAACAACAACGAUUAAAUGAAGAAGCUAGUU